CUCUCGCCACAUGUCGCAGAGUGUCAUUUGAUCUUAAUUCUGCUCAUUUACUUUCCUCUCACGCAUACAAAUGGACGUACAAGGUACGAUUCGACAAGCCCAUGGUAUAUACCUAGAAGGAGCCCAUAGAGGAGGAAAAUUUUUUUUUAUUUUGUAUCCACGCAGCGCUCGAAUCGAGUUCAACAGCUAUCCCUCCUCAAUCGAUUGUACCAGCGCCCGAUCAUCCUUCCAUGGUUUAUACUGUUUCAGUUUCAUCGAACAAGCUUUGCUAAGAUUUCAACUAAUCCCUGGUGUCGCCCACUAUUCCAACGUUGGCCGUUUAAGGAACUUGCCGAGCACCCACAACGGAUUUUGUCGAGGUUCCUCCACCAAUCUGCGGAGCUUCUUCGUGUUUCAUCUUGAUAACUUAUUUUGCUCACUGUAUGCCCGGCCCCACGAAGCUGGAUCUGUAAUUUGCCGCGAUUUUGCCAUGAGAGCGAAUAAUCAGAUUUCUGCGCGCCUGUAUCCAUUCGAAUUGUUUGCUUAGUCCGGCUUACGGAUGCUUCGGCGUGCCCUAAGUAAUCGACUAUUGGUGCAGGUGCUUGAUUCAUUUCCGCCGGUCCCACAAGUCCGUGCUUCAUAGAUGACCGGAGAUAGCACCGCGAUUUCUCGAGGCCAUUCACUAGCACCACCGGGACUCUCUUAAUGGUUCCCGAUAUGCUGUUCCUGUCAUUAAACCCCUGAAUUAGAUUAACAUCGCCGACUACCAGCUAGUCUGAACGCCUCUUCAUAUCGAGCAGGCAACAACUUGAUCGGCCCACGGGGGGUGCUCGGGAAUGUGUUCCAUCUUAGGA
This is a messenger RNA of Aspergillus caelatus, 833 nucleotides long. RefSeq lists its product as uncharacterized. NCBI's taxonomy places the organism in Eukaryota, Fungi, Ascomycota, Eurotiomycetes, Eurotiales, Aspergillaceae. Bases 71 to 526 code for a protein of 151 amino acids. The transcript has 2 exons. The record is from RefSeq and is a predicted model, not a curated record.